Molecule: messenger RNA, 1345 nt
Organism: Fulmarus glacialis (Northern fulmar)
Lineage: Eukaryota; Metazoa; Chordata; Aves; Procellariiformes; Procellariidae
Gene: TMED8
Product: transmembrane emp24 protein transport domain containing 8
Exons: 4
Source: RefSeq, a predicted model, not a curated record
GUCGCAGAUUGGGUCGCUCGUGAGUGCGGGCACGACAGAGGAUUUGAAGGAAAAAGCUGGCACUUUGGAGGACCAGGAAGUGGCUGAACUAGAACAGAAGCUGCCUGACCAAAUCCAGUCCCUCAAAGAGGAAGCUGUUGUUCGGAUAACCAACUACCAUGUACCUCAAGGAGCAGGGGAUAUAGUCAUGAUUCAGUCAGAUCACACUGGUGCUGUGGAUAUCCUUUCAGCUGAGCUGGAGACUGCAGACCUCCUUGGGGAGCAGAGGAAAGCUCAGCCGCCCCCUCUGGCUCCACCCACCAUGUGGACCACGGAGAAGAUGAAGGAAUUCAAAGCCAAGAUGGGAAAAGAGAAGAAUGGCCGGAUGGUGGUGAAGCGAGGCGAGGUGGUGACAGUCCGCGUGCCAACCCAUCCUGAUGGGAAAUGCAUUUGCUGGGAGUUUGCUACAGAUGACUACGACAUUGGGUUUGGAGUCUAUUUUGACUGGACCACGGUUACUAGCACUGCCAUUACUGUUCAGGUCAGCGAAUCCAGUGAUGAGGAGGAUGAAGAGGAGGAGGAGGAAAUUGAAGGACUCUCCCCUGUUGGUGAUGUGGAAAGGGGUUCCAAAAGCUAUCUGCGGAACCGCUAUGGAGAGAUCAUGCCUGUGUAUCGGAGGAACAGCCAUCAAGAGGUGCAGGCAGGCAGCCACGAGUACCCAGGCGAGGGCAUCUAUCUGCUGAAAUUUGAUAACUCAUACUCUCUCCUCCGCAAUAAGACUCUGUUCUUUCACGUCUAUUACACUAGCUGAAGAAACGGGAAGGGGCAGAGACAGCAGGCAGGUAAUGGUGAGUGUGGCAGGCUGCCACCUAGCCCUGGUACCGCCUGAUGGGCACUGCCAUGUGACAGAACCAAGGCACAAUGCUGCCGGCUCCUCUUCAGACACUAACUGGUUUCUCCCCACACCCUCCUUCCCCGCUGUCCAGUGGAGAAAGGUAGUUGUGACUGCCUGUUGUCCACAGGCAGCUGCUCUUUCUGUAAAACUUUGGGAGGUCUGCUCUGUGUAGGCAUCGGGCUGGACAUUCAUGUCACAGCCGGUAAAUGCCCAGCAGCCAGGUUCAGGUGGUCGUGAUUUCAAUCUGUUGCGCUGGUACGAAACGAAGUGAAAAUAUUCUUGAUCUGUUACUCUUCCGUGAAUAACUUUUCCAACUCUCCUGCUGCAUUUGCGUCACUAGAGGGCAGCUGUCAGCUGCAAUGAGCCAAAAGCACAGCUGGCUUGUCACCUAGCCACUAAUAAUCUCAUCCUCUACCAACACUACGUGUCACCAGCAGCCAGUGCUUCCUUCACUCGUGUGGGUGGCAGUGC